Molecule: messenger RNA, 1032 nt
Organism: Didymodactylos carnosus
Lineage: Eukaryota; Metazoa; Rotifera; Eurotatoria; Philodinida; Philodinidae
Source: the annotation of a GenBank genome assembly
AUGUCUGUUGAAGAAAAACAGGCGAGAUCUGUAUUUGUGGGAAAUAUCCCACAUGGUACUACCGAAGAUCAAAUGAAAGAAAUAUUUUCUGUCAUUGGGCCGGUACUAAGUUUUCGAAUUGUAUAUGAUCGUGAAACGGGAAAUCCAAAAGGUUAUGGAUUUGCAGAAUAUCAAGAUAUUGAUAUGGCUCAAAGUGCAAUAAGAAAUCUGAACGGUUUCGAAUUUGGCGGACGAACAUUACGUGUUGACAAAGCAUCAUCUCAAGCCGAUGAAUUAAGACUUUUACAUCAGCAGACAGGCGGUCCACCCUUUGAGAGUGCUUAUGGAGCAAAUGUAUCACCGGAUAAAGUUCCAGAAGUAAUCGCGCGUACAAUAGCUAAUUUACCGCCCGAGCAAGUUGUUGAUUUAAUGAAACAUAUGCAAAUAAUAAUUAAAGAAUACUCGGGUGAAGCACGAAAUAUUCUUAUACAAAAUCCACAAUUAACCUAUGCAAUGUUACAAGCAAUGGUAAUUAUGGGUUUGAUACAACCAAGCGAAGCAGUCAAUAUGCUUCACAAGCGACCAGAUGUACCGCAGAUACUACCAAUAAUUCCAAAUCACUCAACAACACCUGCUGGGCUUCCAGUUUCCGCUACUUCACAAUCAAUGCAUAUCCGACCAUCUUUGCCUGUUCCAAAUCCAAGUUUAUCACAGUCGACAUCUCGCACACCAUUCACAACACCUCCGCCUGUGAUUCCACCUCCACUUCCACCUCCGCCACCAUUCACAUUCAAUCAACCAACAAUCCCGUCAAUGGGAUAUCAGUCGCCAGUUAGUAUCCCAAUGCCAAUGCCUCCUUUACCCCAGUCACACACAUCUCCUGGUAGUAAUGUCUCAAACAUGUCUCGAACAGAUCAAGAAAAAGCUCAUCUUCUCAUGCAAGUAUUACAAUUAAGUGAUGCACAAAUCGCUCAAUUACCACCCGAUCAACGUACGAGUAUCAUGCUCUUGAAAGAGCAAAUAGCUAAAAGCGGACAUGGGCCGCCGAUGUGA